Messenger RNA from Arachis ipaensis, 486 nucleotides. The record is from RefSeq and is a predicted model, not a curated record. NCBI's taxonomy places the organism in Eukaryota, Viridiplantae, Streptophyta, Magnoliopsida, Fabales, Fabaceae.
AUGGAAGAGUUAUUGUGGUUUGGUGAGGGUGAGAAAUAUGUAAAAGUUGUUUUCUCCCUGGCAAGUAAAAUUACACCUAGUGUUAUAUUUGUUGAUGAGGUUGAUAACAUGUUGGGCCGAAGGGAAAAUACUGGGGAGCAUGAGGCCAUGCGAAAAAUGAAAAAUGAAUUCAUGGUGAACUGGGAUGGCUUACGUACAAAGGAUACCGAGCGAGUUCUUGUGCUUGCAGCCACUAAUAGGCCUUUUGACCUUGAUGAGGGGUAUUCUGGAACUGAUCUUAAGAAUUUGUGUGUAACUGCUGCGAACCGUCCAAUUAAAGAGAUAUUAGAAAAGGAGAAAAAGGAACAUGCUGCUACUCUAGCAGAGGGUAAACCUGCUCCGGCAUUAAGUGGAAGUUCCGAUAUCAGAUCACUAAACAUAGAAGACUUUAAACAUGUUCAUCAACAGGUAUAUCAAGCAGCAAUCAAGCUUCCGGGCGAUGCCUAA